AUGAAAUCACUGUCACUCUUUCUUUUUCUUUUUCUUUUUUGCUUGAGUGGGGUAUGGUGCUUUCGCAUCGCUGUCAAACUGCUUUCUCCUCUGGGACAAAUUACUGGUCCAUUUCUUGCAAAGUACACCAGACUUUGGCUUCUCAUGGAAGCACACUUUGGACUUAUCCAAAGACAAGCAUUAAGCUCCAUUGGAAAUAUGCAAGAGCUGAUGAAGACCUCCAGGAUCAGUGUCGCGGCAAAGGCAAUAUGUUGUACCGGCCACGGGUUUAUCAAGCUAGAGCAAUUUGUUGAUGAAUGCACCUCUAUAUUGGAGAAGAGGCUGAAUGAGUUUGCUAGUUCCGGUACGUCGAUUGACAUUUCUCACUGGUUGCAAUGUUAUGCCUUUGAUGUAUUAGGCAAGAUGACUUUUGGUCGGCGCUUUGGCUUCCUGGACUCUGGUGAGGUUAUUCAAGGGAUCAUGUCGUCUCUCAGCGAGUACUUGUCGAAAAACCUUUCUGGCUUGUUACAUGCUGGACGAUUUGCCAAAACUCAGCUCGAAGAGAAAUACAAGAAAGCUCAGGCUGGCAGCCAGAACAGUAACGGUACCAACACCUCAGAGGACUUUAUCACGAAACCUUUCCGCAUACAAGCUCAGAAUCCAACGAAGAUGACCAAUGAGGGUAUUAUUUCAGUUUGCAACAUGAAAAUUGAAGCGGGCUCUGACACUGCCUCGAUUAGCUUGACUUCAAUCAUCUUCAACCUGCUCAAAUUCCCAAGAGUUUUCUAG
This is a messenger RNA of Bipolaris maydis ATCC 48331, 768 nucleotides long. NCBI's taxonomy places the organism in Eukaryota, Fungi, Ascomycota, Dothideomycetes, Pleosporales, Pleosporaceae. The record is from RefSeq and is a predicted model, not a curated record.